This is a messenger RNA of Epinephelus lanceolatus (giant grouper), 1601 nucleotides long. It is a transcript of the gene lrrc3ca, whose product is annotated as leucine rich repeat containing 3Ca. Lineage: Eukaryota; Metazoa; Chordata; Actinopteri; Perciformes; Serranidae. Gene Ontology annotation, cellular component: plasma membrane. Gene Ontology annotation, molecular function: protein binding. The record is from RefSeq and is a predicted model, not a curated record.
UGCGUGGAAACUAAAAAAGGCUGCACUGAGCGAGCCCUGAACUGUAGGAGCAUUUCCAGUGGCGCGUCGUGGCUGCCGGAGCGGCUCUCAGCACAAGUUUAACGAGCUGCAAGAGGACCUGAUGGAAGCGGACCAAAUAAUUGACUGAACCGCCUUUCGAGCUGCGCUCUGAUCUGCUUCAACCAUUUCAUUGUCGGGCACUUGCUGAGAAACACAUCAUGAAAAGCAGGGGGAAAGCGGCAAAGACGGUCAGCCGCUACUGGGGAGGUUGAUGUGGACUUCGCCUGCUGCGCCCAGGUGGUCCUUCCUGGAGCAUGCCCUUAUCCCACCAUGUCCCUACUUGCAGACUGGUUACUGCGCCACUCGGUGGUCAUGUGUUUGCUGCUGCACAGCUUGGUGCUUAUGACCUUCUGCUUCCACCAUGCUGCUACCAGUUGCUCCAAGAGCUGCUACUGCUCUGAGAGUGAGAUCGGUGGCAAGACGGUGCGUUGCAGCAACCUGCAGCUCACAGAGAUCCCCCAGGAUUUCCCCAAUGACACGCGACGCAUCUACCUGGACUUCAACCUCAUCACUACAGUCCCAACAAAUGCUUUUGCAGGUUUGCCUCACCUGGUUGAACUGGAUCUAUCCCACAAUGAAUUAAGCCAGUUAGAACCAGGGGCAUUCAGAGGCCUCGGCUCCUCACUACAGUUCCUAGACCUUUCUUCUAACAAGUUAGAACACUUUAGCGCUGAGGCCUUCGAGGGCCUGCGGUCUCGCGCCAACCUAACAAAUAAUCCAUGGCAUUGUGACUGCAACUUGCAGAUGGCCAUGCCCCGUGUGGACCUAGAGCCUGCAUCGCUGACAGGUAUCGUGUGCCAGACUUCAGAUCCAGAGGAAAUAGGAGUUCAAGGACUUGCCUUUCUGUUGGCACCAGACAUAGACCUAUGUGUGGUGAUGAAGAGGACUACAGAUGUGGCCAUGCUGGUCGUCAUGUUCGGCUGGUUCACCAUGGUCAUCUCCUACCUGGUCUACUAUGUCAGGGCUAAUCAGGAGGAUGCCCGCAGGCACCUGGAGUAUCUCAAGUCAUUGCCCAGCAGACAGGGCAAGUCAGAGGAGUCUUCCACCAUUAGUACUGUGGUAUAGGGCCGAUGGUGCUGCACGUGGGACCUGAAGUAGUGACCCACACCAAACAGGUUGAGCUACAACCUACAAGUAUCAUCAGUCUCAGAUGGUUUGUCACAGAGCCAAGGUGGGCAACAAGACAUGUGCACCUGAACAAGAAAACCAGUCCGAUGCAACCUAGCCAAGAUGAAUAAUUCAUCUUCUCGUGGCCCAUUAGGAGUUUUUGUUGGCUGAGUUGAUGGACUAGUCUGUGCGCUAAGGAAGUAAAAGCAGCGGCAUGUUUUUGGUGAACUCCAAAUAUGGGAUACAAAUGGGAUUUAUCUAGUGGUGCAUUCACCUAGAUGCACCUCGCUCACACACAGACAAUUAUGGAGGCAAACAGCAAUUUGAACAAUGGGAACUCUAGAAUGAGGAAACUCCAUGUGCAACUGUUUUCCAUUAAAACCCAUAUGGUAUUCACCAGUAUAUUCUCAGUAAAAUUAUGUUUUCCAAUUUAA